UAAUAAGGUGUCGUAAUGUCAUGUUUCCGAAUCUUAAAAAAGGGGUUGUGGUCUCAACUCAAAGGCCGCAGGUCCUUUCCUAGCCCUCUCGCUGCCCCUUCCGAAAAGGCAAAAGCAAGGGGACAUGUGAAAGUUGACAACGAUGCUCCCUCCGUGAAAUCUUUUAUAGACUCCGUAACCCUCAGGCUGUCGGUGAGUUUACCUCCGGUCACCCCGCCAGUAAUAAGGCAAACCCUUUUUAAGAAUUAAUUCUAUCCUAGUGGGAUCUCUUGCAUUGCGUUUGGAUGUCACGGUUAAGCAUGUCAUCCAAACACGUCCUUCAAAAGAUCAAAGAGAAUUAAAGCAAGACCCGAAUGUAUGUUCAUAAAGUAAAGCUUGUCUGAUCUAUCGUUUUCUUCGUUUCGAAGACCUUUUCAGUUUUCCCAAUUACAAGAUCUGUUCUCGUCCCAUACCUGUCGCUACUGACAGAUUUAUCUUAGGUAUCAGCAGUCCCAAGUUAUUUUUUCACUCCGUGGGCGGGACGGACCCAACUUGUAGUUGUACGCCUCGUAAAACCGACGCUAAAGCGCAUCUCAAGAAAGACUUCUCCGCAAGUGGAGCUUCCUUUUUGUAGGGGAGAGAAACGUUCGGCCCCCACAAAGCCUGGAUAGAAUUAGGGGCGUGCCAUUCCCAGGGCCAGAAACAGUUCCAGUACGGGGCACGUACACAUGUUGAAAGUCGGGACGAAAUUAAAGUUCAGGGGCAGUGAAAAGCCCAUGUCAUCUCUGACGAGCGCGACUGCGACUCUUUUCUCCGUAUCGCAGCAGCGUCGCGACUGGACUUUUCGAUUUUGUCAUGGUUAGAGGGGGAAAAACUUUUUGCGACGCUUUUAGGGGUUGAUGUAGGGAUCGGGAUUAGACGGACGGGUUGUGCGAUGCGUUGAUGGAGAGAGAAAAACAAACACGACGACUGGCUGAGAUCAGCAGGAGCCACAGGUGACGAUGAGUCCUUAAUCCGGCGACGGACGGGACUCGUGUCCAGGACGGCCGGGUGGCCGAUGAAAGGUCAAAAACCACCGACCUAUUUUUACCCGCUCACCUGCGAACGCGUCCGAACCAUGCGAGCCAUCCACGUCCCUGCUCCCUCCCAGCCUUCCCACGUGCCGAAAGCUUCCCCGUCACCCUCAGCCCUCACCUCUACCACGUGCCCACUCCAUCGGUCAUGUACAUAGAGACUAAGCCGAUUUUUUUCAGACGUAUAUAUAUAUAUAUAGGUGUGGAGAAAGGCCGGCUGAAGUAACGUAUGGGUGGAAGGGUGGGAGGGGUAUUUCCCAAUUGCAGUUUGACGGCAUUUUUUUCUUCAUGGGUGCCAGUGCGCCAUAUGCAGCUUUUCCCACAAUUCAGCACCAUGACCACCGCCCUCCAACUCUCUUCAAUUCAUGGCGAUCGGAGACGAAUUUUACUGGAAAAAGAGAAGCGGUUUGUACUUCGAGAUGCGGGAAUUCGGUGGAUCGCUCCAUCUCUGCAUCAUAUUCUGUUCCAUUGAGUGCUGGACGCACCAUGCCGUCGACUGCCACCACGCCAUCGUGUUCUUCGUCGUGGAGAUUGAACCCGUUGCAGCGUCUGGCAGCGUACGCGUUGGAUGCUCUCGAGCACGGGAUCAUCGAGCCGAUGGAGAGGUUGAGCGCCAUCCCGAAGAGCGCGGACCCGGCGGUGCAGCUCGCUGGAAACUUCGCACCCGUGGCCGAGUGCCCGGUGCAAGACGGGCUGACGGUGGAAGGACGGAUCCCGGAGGGUCUGGCGGGAGUUUAUAUGCGGAACGGCGCCAAUCCGGCGUUCGCGCCAUCAGGCCGCCAUCACCUCUUCGACGGGGACGGGAUGAUCCACGCUGUGACCAUACGGCCCGACGGUGGGGCGAGCUACUGCUGCCGGUUCACCAGGACGAACAGGUUCGAGCGGGAGAGGGAGGCGGGGCGGCCGCUCUUCCCGAAGGCCGUCGGCGAGCUUCACGGCCGUUCCGGCGUUGCCCGAUUGUUGCUCUUUUAUGCCCGGGCGGCCUCAGGAAUCGUCGAUGCCGGGCGCGGCGCCGGAGUCGCGAACGCGGGGCUCGUCUUCUUUGAUGGCCGGCUGCUUGCGCUCUCGGAAGAUGAUGUUCCAUACCACGUCCGCAUCGGUAGAGACGGUGAACUGGAGACCGCAGGCCGGUUCGACUUCUCCGGCCAGCUCUCUUCUGCAAUGAUCGCCCACCCGAAGGUCGACCCCGCCACCGGCGAGCUUUUCGGACUUGGUUAUGAUGUCGUUCGGCGACCGUACCUCCGGUACUUCGCCUUCGACUCUACGGGCCGAAAGGUCUCCGACGUUCCGAUAGCUCUCGAAGAACCGACGAUGAUCCACGACUUCGCCGUGACGGAGAGGCUCGUCGUCGUACCGGACCACCAGGUGGUAUUCCGACUAGGAGAGAUGCUCCAAGGAGGAUCACCGGUCGUGCUCGACAAGCGCAAGGUGGCCAGGUUUGGGCUCAUGCCGAGGUACGAUACCGACGCAAAACGACUGAGGUGGAUUGACGUACCAGGCUGCUUCUGUUUCCACAUAUGGAACGCAUGGGAGGAACCGGGCUCCGGCGAGGUGGUCGUCAUCGGCUCCUGCAUGUCGCCGGCCGACGCGAUGUUCUCCGAUUGCAGUCAGCCACUGCGGACGGAGUUAACGGAGAUUCGGCUCGACAUCAAUACCGGCGAGUCGAGGCGGAGGUGUCUCGUACCGGGCAUGAACCUGGAGGCAGGUCAGGUGAACCGGAAGCGUCUCGGGAGGAAGGCAAGGUACGCCUACCUUGCGAUCGUCGAGCCGUGGCCAAGGUGCUCCGGCAUCGCGAAGGUCGAUAUGGAGACGGGCCGUGCAGAGAAGUUCCUGUACGGCAACUGCCGGUUCGGGGGCGAACCUUGCUUCGUUCACGACUCGGGAGAGUCGGCUCGGGAGGACGACGGCCACCUCGUGACGUACGUGCAUGAUGAGGUGAAGGGGCGGUCCGAGUUGCUGAUCAUCAAUUCGGCGACCCUAGAGAAGGAAGCGGCAGUGGUGUUGCCGUCUCGGGUGCCGUACGGUUUCCACGGCACCUUUGUAAAUUACGAGGAUCUGGGCGGCCAAAAGUUCAGCUGAAAGAAAAGAAGCACAAGUUCGGUAAAGAUGACAGGGAAAGUGCAACUGAAAAGAUGGGGAAAAAAAGAAUCGCUGACUGAAUAAAGUGCCCAGAUUUUGUAAAAUUUGGAUUCCUGGGUGUUUGUUGCACUCAAUUAUCCAGAUAACAGAAAAAAGAUGAGACACAUUGAGAAAAUGGUGGAAGACCUUUUUAGCUCCUUAUUUCUGAAUACGUGGAAUGAGAAGUGCCUCGGAAACGUUCUGCAUAUAAGGAAUCAAACGCCGUAUAAGCAAUUAAAUGCCACCAAGGAUAAGCACAAAGGUUUCACAAAAGCGUCGAUCCUUAGUGUGGUCCAGAGAAGCAAAUGGGUCGGAUUUUAUCAUUUUUAGGUACACAGGCCUAAUCUUAACUCAAAUGCGGUCAGCUGUCGCGGUGGGGCCAAACGCAUAUGGUCAUUACCCCUACACCCAAAAGGCAAAGUCGAAAAAAUCUGGAGCAAGUGCCCCCAUCAGACGGUCAAUCUUUUACCUCAACCGUAGUCCCGUCUGCCCGCUUGAAACAAGCACUGUUUAAACUUUGUAAAAUCUAAAGUAAAGGGGUGUAGCUCUACCAAGUGGCAAGGUGCCUAGAAUCUCGUGGUUUUUGUCAUACUUUUAGGUUUGAGACGAAAUUUCAGUCUUGUGGUCGCUGUCAUAUUCUAAUGUGU
This is a messenger RNA of Nymphaea colorata (pocket water lily), 3817 nucleotides long. Its product is annotated as 9-cis-epoxycarotenoid dioxygenase NCED4, chloroplastic-like. The transcript has a single exon. The record is from RefSeq and is a predicted model, not a curated record. Gene Ontology annotation, biological process: carotene catabolic process. The coding region runs from base 1341 to 3131 and encodes 596 amino acids. Gene Ontology annotation, molecular function: carotenoid dioxygenase activity. NCBI's taxonomy places the organism in Eukaryota, Viridiplantae, Streptophyta, Magnoliopsida, Nymphaeales, Nymphaeaceae. Gene Ontology annotation, cellular component: chloroplast stroma.